AAUUGUGCAAAAUGGAAAAAAAGUAGAGCUAAUGUUGUGGCAGAUAAUGAUUAUGUACCACCUCUUGGUGACGAAGGCAAACAUAAAUGUGGGACAAAGGCACUUGCUGUUAGGGUUGAUGAGGAAACAAAUAAUAAUGACGGUCAAGUUCCUGAAUUGGCAAAAAUCUUCAAAGAUGUUCAUUUCAAUCCAAAUACAAAUAUGUGGAUACACCAUGAGGAUGAAGCGACAUAUAUAUGUGAAAAUAUUUUCAAAGUGCAAGCGGAUCAUUGUCAAGAUCCUAAUGCAAUUCCCCUAACACAAGAGGAGAUCUCAAACUUGGUUUUUAAGAAAAAGUCUGGUAUUGUAAAAGUACUGAGCAUGAGACCUUCAUCUUCUCUAGUAACCACCGCCUCGUCUAAUUCCUUGGUGGAGUAUAUCCAACGGUUAGAAAAUGAGAUAAUUGAGCUCAAAGAGGCAAGAGCUAGGGACCAAGAGGAGCGAGUUAAGGACCAAGAGGAGCGAGCUAGGGACCAAGAGGCGCGAGCUAAGCAAGAAGAGGUCCAAAAGAAUAUUCUUAACUUUUUGAGGAGUAAGGGAUGCUCUUACCUAUGGGGGUGGUUCGACUUCAAGUUAAACCACUUUUUGAUUUCUUAUUGGUGGCUUUUAGGGGAUUUACUUUUGGCAUUACUUGAAGACAUAUGAGGACAUCUUCCGUUAGUUCUAAUUAUAUUAUACUGCCCUUUUUGUAUUGUUAUAAAACAUCUUGAGUUAUUGUAUGAAUCUUUUUUUAUAAAUGUGUUGUUGAAAUAAAUGUGUUAUUCAAA
Quercus robur (English oak) is the source of this 806-nucleotide messenger RNA. RefSeq lists its product as uncharacterized. Bases 202 to 684 code for a protein of 160 amino acids. The transcript has 4 exons. NCBI's taxonomy places the organism in Eukaryota, Viridiplantae, Streptophyta, Magnoliopsida, Fagales, Fagaceae. The record is from RefSeq and is a predicted model, not a curated record.